Molecule: messenger RNA, 13805 nt
Organism: Bactrocera dorsalis (oriental fruit fly)
Lineage: Eukaryota; Metazoa; Arthropoda; Insecta; Diptera; Tephritidae
Gene: sick
Product: protein sickie
Exons: 17
Coding region: 905-10636 (3243 amino acids)
Biological process (GO): neurogenesis; nervous system development
Molecular function (GO): protein binding; ATP binding; ATP hydrolysis activity
Source: RefSeq, a predicted model, not a curated record
CGGAGCGUCGUUGCCGGUAGAAGGACACAUCAGGCGAAGACAAGUGCUCUUGCUGAAAGUUGUCGAAAGACUUUCGUGCGACUUAAUCAGACGUGUUGCGAUAACUCAGUGCGCGUUUUGUUGUUUGGAGCCAAAGGACGCGAGUGUAAAUAAUUUAAAGUAAAUAUACUGCGAAUAUACCGAAAUCGUUGAUGAAGUGAAGUUGUGGAGAAUUAAUUGAAUAAAAGUGGAAAAAUGGUUUACAAAAAUUUUCAAAAAAACGAAAUAAAUAAACAAAUAAAAGUAAAACAAAGUAACAGAAAAGUUAGGCCAACAAAAAAUACGCAGAUAAAUUAAAAACCAAAAGGCCAGAAAAUAGUGAACAAAGUGAAAAUGAUAACGAAGGGAAAAUAUAAAGAAAGAAAGCACUGUAACUUAUCGCACAGCACAAAAGCACUGACCGAUUGUCUGCUUGGUCAGUUGAGCGUGAAAAUGUGAAGAAUUUGCAUUGGUCAAAAUGAAAGAUUUCUGAAAAAAGUUUGCAGUGAGUGAAACCUGAAAGAAUGUGAAACGGAAUUGCGCUUGUGAAAUCAUAUUAAAAUUUUACGAAUACCCAAGCUACAUAAAGCAAAAAAAUAAAAUAAAAACAAGAAGUAGUGUUAUAACAGCAAUAAUAACAGAAACGAGUUAUGAAAACUCAAGCGGUGCGGUCUACAUAGGCGCAUACAACUGCAGCAAGCAACACUACAACACACAACAACAACAUAAUGUUACUCAAAAGCAUGCAAGCACAGUUAACCCCCACCAAAACACACCUACCCACCCCACACCUCAAGAAAAAAUCCACAAACAACUAUUUUACACUAAAUGCGAUGCUCAGUGAGCUGCAGUGGACCCAAUCUGCUUGUAAUUACUGGCAACGAAAAUGUCUAGCCAACACCGACGACCUCCAUCUGCAACAACGCCACAUGUGAACGAUACGCAAAGUAACGGUACAGCGACUGAGCAUAAAGCGAAAAGUGUUGAUGAUGAUGAAACAGUAUUAGUGGAAGUCACAGCGCCCGUCAGCAAGCAUAGUACCCAGUGCACGGCUAGAGCCAAUAAAACGCGAAGAGUUGGGGAUAAAGUUUGUGACACGCCGCAGACGAGUGACCAACACGAAGUAAAGGAUAACAAUAACUGCCAAACGGGGCGGCGAAAUACUGUUGGCAGCGGCAAGUCUGAUAGCACAGUCGCCAGCGAAAAUGCCGCCACGCUAGGUGUGAGUUUGAAAACAUCAAUCUACGACUGGGACUCGCCCAGCUCAUGUACCGGCACAGUGAAGAGGCGGAACCGACGUCCACAUACAGUAGCAAGCGCAUCCCUACAGCUGCCACGAAGCUUGGGUCAUGCGAAGGUACAACAGAAUGCAGCUUCCGAAAACACCGCACUCUCAGUGAAAGCUUUGACGUCUAAAAAAGCUGCGGCGAACACUGAGCUGAAAACCACCGAAGACAACCAAGUAAAUAUUUGUGAUAAUAAACGAAACAAUAAUGCAAUUAAUGAAAGCCAGAAGUCUGUGGCGGAGGUGAGUAGAAAGUUGCGACGACGAACGAUACACAACGGAGUAACGGUUCCACCGCCACCACAAUGUAUACAUAAAUCUGCAACGAAGUUACAAAGCAACAUGCCGAAGUCACAACGUCAGGGUAAAGAAAAAACUAAUAAGCUGCGACACAGCAAGUCCUUAGCCGGCGCAGAUCGGAACGCAAAUAAUGCUACGAGUGCGUCUUCGCCCACUGGUGACUUCAGCGCCGAUCAUAAUCCAUUAACAGCGUCAAUACACUCGCAUAACAGCGCACCCGGCACAAUACCGAAGUCUGCUGGCGCGUCCACAUUGCACGCCUCGCAACCGCAUAUCAAUCGUAAUCUUUGCAACGACUCAUUUACGCACACGCAGGAUUUUCGCGAUGAUCCGAACGCCAUACGUGACGCUAACUACAUGGAAUUGAACUUCUACAAUGGUCGCUAUACAGGCGCUGACUCGACACAAUUUACUGAGCUCUUUUGUGACUUUCCCGUGAGCUAUGAGUCGACGACGGUCAUUACGAACUCACAGUUCGCGAAAUGCGGUAUGUCGGCACAGCACUCACCACAGCCACCGCCUUAUCGUGAGCCACCACCACCGACGCCGCCACCGAUCUCGCAAAUGCCAACGCGCGAUUCGCGCUACCUCGCAAUGCAAACCUCUGCCGAGGGUGGUGUCUCACUGUCGGCACCAGCGACACCUUCGCGCGGUAAGGUUGUGCUCAGCAAGAAGGAACGCAAGGAGUUGAGCAAGUUGAAUGCGCGUUUGGGUGUAUAUGAUGGUAGCGAGCAUGCGGGCGGGAGUGCGAGUGCGCAGUCAAGUCCCUAUAAAGGUCGCGUGUCUGAGCUGAAGAAUUGCUUGGCGCGUGGUUUAUUUGCAUCACUCAGUCGCGGUUCGCAGAAGUCGCUUGCAGCGAGUAGCGUGACGCAGGAUGAUGUCACAUCCUCGUCGAAUGAGGUCUCACCACCGCCACCGGCGCCACCUGAUGCCAGCCCACCGAACUCGAAUGCUUCGAAUAAUAAUGAUGCGGACUACAGUGAGAAAUUGAAAAAUUUGCCGGUGCGUCAGCGUAAGACACACGUGUCCCAUAUGGACAACUACUGUUUAUUCGAUCCCGUCGACUUUAUCAAUGAGAAAGCUAUGCGUCAACGGACACAUGAGCAGUUAGGUGGCCUGUUCGAGCCAUCACCAGUACAUGGUCUACGUGAUCCGUUAUUUAGUUCGCGUCAAAACUUGAAUUUUAGUGAAGAAGAAAUUGUGCCCGAGGUGAUAUACAAUGAGGAACUGCCGGCGGAGGAAGACACGCUCGUUGUAGAGGUGACAUUCGAGGAGGCGUGCGGCGGUGCAGCGAAUACAGCGAAUUUCGAUCAUCACAACUACUUUGUCAUUGAUCCUGAUGACUUUGAAGAGGAACCCAUAGCCGAUAUUGGCAUACCAAAUCCAUAUACUAAUGAACAACUAGUACAUGCUAAUUUAGAGGCAUUGGCGGUACAGACCGUUCCAAAUACCGUCGAGCCCAUGUUACGUGAGUCCGCCAGUUUUGAGCAGCUACUCGAAGUUCUCGAUGCAGCGCCAAGCAUGUCGAAUAGCCAGGAAUCAAAGGACACAAAUACCACUGCCUCCACCACUACAACUACAUCUACUGCCCUCGUAGAAUCUUCCACCUCAACUAACUCAACGAGCUCGUCCACCUCAGCGACGUCUUCGCAAACGACGCUGCAACGCACAAAAAAGCGUUUAACGUUCCUAAAUCUUUCACCGUUUCGCUCGUCGAAACAUUCGUCUGCUAACGGCAGCACAGACAACGCGAAUGAUAAGCGCGGCAAGCGUUCCGCGGGCAAUGACAAUAAAAUGAACAGCUCCUCUAUUUCCGACGGUGCCGGUGUAUUAAGCAUCGAACAGCGUGCCGUCUCGGAGCUUGUCAGUUCAGAACAUAUGCUUCAUUUGCAGCAUAUGUUGCUGGACGGUAAGGAACAUUUACGCGCGCGUACAGUGCCAAUCGAAUCGAAUUAUGUCCUAUUCAAUCCGGGUCCAGUACCGAGUCGUAAUGUGCCGUAUAAAAUACGUAAGCCGCGUCCACUGUCCUCGCACAGUGAUGCGGAUAGUGGCUUCUUGAGUCCCUGUUCGCCCGAUGAACUGUCGGCUUUGAAAUUUAAUUCGGCGAUUUUGGUGCUCCAACAAUGCGAUAGCGUACAGGGAUACAUUGAGAUUUACACCGACUGGGCCAACUAUUAUCUCGAGCGUGCCAAAUCCAAAAAGAAAGUCACCGAUUUGUCAGCAGACUGUCGCGAUGGUUUGCUACUCGCGGAAGUCAUUGAAGCGGUGACGUCGUUUAAAGUGCCCGAUUUGGUGAAAAAGCCGAAAAAUCAGCAACAAAUGUAUGACAACGUUAACUCAUGCCUGAAUGUGCUGCGCACACAGGCGGUUUGUGGCUUGGAUAACAUCACCACCAAUGACAUUUGUGCUGGUCGUUUGAAAGCAGUCUUGGCGCUCUUUUUUGCGCUCAGCCGCUACAAACAACAAUCGAAACAACUGUCGACGAGCACAACGCCAAAUGCGAAUGUUGUAUUGGGCACAACAAAUACAACGACUAACAAUACAAACUCGGCUGCCACAACAAACAAUACAGCGGCUACAGGCGCGACGACUGGCGCCAGUAAUCAGCAGCAGCAACAAAACCAGCAACAGCAGCAGCAUCUGCAGAACGGCAAUGAAACCAUGUUGAAUAGACAAAUACCCACCGCUUACUCCAAGGCCAAUGGUGGCACUGCCAUACCGCUGCCCGCCACUGUUAUGGUGCAACGCCGCUGCCCACCGGACAAAGUACGACCACUGCCACCGACACCAAAUCACACGCCAUCCAUACCCGGUUUAGGAAAAAGUGGCGUUGACUUUAAUAGCGGGCGACCGAAUAGUCCGCCAACCACUAAUCAUACCAUACAAAGUCUGAAAACUGGCAAUAACAAUGGCCUACGCCCGCCAACGGCUAAAGCCACGCACGCUAGCGGCAUACCGCCACCGAGUGGCAUACCCGCUGCCGCUGGCAAUAUGGGACCAACGCUGCCACAGCAAAAGCACUCCAUGCUUGACAAGCUUAAGUUGUUCAACAAAGAGAAACAACAACAACAGAACGCAGCUAAUGCCGCCUCCACCAAGAUGCAGGUGCAAUCGAAGCGCACUUCCUCAUCUUCGGGUUUCUCAUCGGCGCGCUCCGAACGCUCGGACUCUUCGCUGAGCCUCAACGAUGGACACAUAUCACAAAUCAAGCCACCAGCAGUCAGUGUAACAUCUGGCAAGAGCAAAAUCAAUACCAAACAAUCUAAACUGAUGGCGGCACAACUGAAAAAAGAGCAGACAAAAGUCAGCAAGCUGGACAAGAAGGAAAAGAGUCCAGCGCGCUCGCUAAAUAAGGAGGACUUCAGUGGUGAGAGUCGAAACUCAACAAUGGGACGCGCCAAAAACUCACUGCCGCGUGUUACUGAAAAGAACUCGAUCAAAUCUUCCUCCAAGGGCUCACUGAAUUCCAAGUCAGACUCAAAGUCCUCAUUGAUAGUGCCGCCCACGAAGGGGCUCUGCAGCCCCAAUGGCUCAAACACCGGUCUACCCAAACCAAUUGCCGCCAUAAAAGGCACAAGUAAACUGCCGCAAUCGCCUUUGGGUGGCGUUAGUGGCAGCGCCGACAAUCGUGUCCGUGGCAUAAGCAACUCAAAUUCGCAGCAGGAGAUGAUGAAGCGUGAAAAGAGUGACAUAUCAAGCAUGCAUGCAAACAUAUCUAGUGAGAACGCUAAAGCGAAAGAACUAACACAACAACAGCAACAACAACAACAUCAGCAGCAACAACAUCAACCACAUAUCGUGAAACCGGUGCCGAUACUACCGGAGCCCGGCAGCAAGCCACCAUAUUACGCUAACGCCACAAACAUAUCACAGCAACAGCAGCACCAACUGCAGCUACAACAACAACGCCAGCAGCAAUAUCAACAGCAACAGCAAGCUUAUUACAAUCAACAACAACAGCAGCAGCAACAACAACAAGAUCAUGCCACAUAUGUGAACAACAGUCGUCUGCCGCCGCCAAAAUCCGCCACUUCACCUUCCGGCAACGCGCCAGCUGCGCGCAAACUUGAAUACAACGCCGGUCCGGGUAUACUCGCUUCACCACAGCGCUCGCCACUACGCGGUAACGCACAAUCACCUGACUCGCCGUCCGCACAUCAACACCAUCACGCGAACGCCAAGUUCCACACAAUACCCUCCAGAAUAGACACAAUCUAUGAGGAGAAGAAACCGACAAGCCUGCUGCCAAUGCCUCCAUUACUGCGUGGCUACAAUUCGCAUGUGACACUGCCGACGCGCGGUGUACGCGGCGGUGGCACGCGGAAUUAUGUGACCGAUUUCAUGGAAGCGGAAAUAAAUCAAGGUUACUGCAGCGAUGGCGAUUCGUUGAGGGUGAGCGCCUCAGCGCGCUUAGCGCAACGCGCAGCCGCAACAGCGAGACGCUAUCACGACAUAGAUAACGGUUAUUUGUCGGAAGGCAGCGGUAGUGUUGGACAUCAUGGCAUGCUCAUGGCUGGCGGCAUUAGCUCGGCGGCGCAUACCAAACACUUUUUGAGCAUGAUGCGCGCGCGGACCCAACUACCGACGACCAUCGAAGAACGCAUACGCAACAGCCGUGGCAGUCUCGAUAGCAUCGGCACUGCACCCCCUUCAUCGGCUGCCUCACAGGCCAGCUCAAGCGGUGGCUCGAACCCAAAAAUGGACAGCAACAGUGGUGGCGGUGGAGGCGGCGGCGGUUCUGGCAACACCAGCGCCAAUGCAAGUCCACAACAUCACACACAUGCUCAGCACGCGCAACACAUGCAGCAGCACCAUUCCGCCGGUGUGGUGGGCGUACAUCGCUCGAACUCACGAAAUGGGCGUGACAACUGGACAAAAAUGCCGGAGCCACUGAACGGACACAAUAAAGGUGAAAAAUCUGAAAAGUCAUCGCCGUCAAGGCGCAGCAUGGGCGGUGGUAGUGGUAGCUCUUCCAAACAAGGUUCACCAUCGGGUCGCACUAAGGGUGUACCGCCCAGUUUUGGCUAUGUUAAGCGCACGAAUGGGAGUGCCACAGCAACGGCGGAACAACAGAAUAUCGCAAUGAUGGGCGCAGCCUUGAUGAACGCAGGCGGUGGUCAGCCAAAUGGCGGUGGUGGUGGUUCGCCGGGUGGCAUGUGUGGCGGCGUUGGACGUACAGCACACGUUUCCGCAGUGCCGCGUACUGCCACAGGUGCGGGAGGACGGAAAGUUUCUGGCGGAACGCAGACAUUGCCCAACGAUAUGACAAAACUUCCUCCCAACACUCAACAUCGUAGCUUUUCUUUAACUGGACCCGGCGCAACACAGCUCAGCCAAUCAAUACGCGAACGCCUCGCUACUGGAUCGCACAGUUUACCCAAGCCGGGCACAGACUUACAUCUAUUUCAACACAGAAUAUCAAAUCGUCCUGGCAAAAUGAUCGAUGGCUCACUCUCGGACACGCAAACCUACGCCGAAGUCAAGCCCGAGUACAGCACAUACGCCAUGUGGCUGAAGCACAGCAACACGGCGGGCAGUCGUCUAUCCGAGGGCGAUUCGCUGGAGAAUAUGCAAAUCGGUUCGCCGGCCAUGUCACGCCACAGCCAUAAAAUGUUGCAACAUCGCAAUGCUGCCGCAGCCGUUGCAGCAGCGGCGGCAGCUGCAGCCGCACAGGGCAGUGGCAUGCAGCAAGCGGGCGGUGCUGGUGGUGGCGGUGUGGCGGCCACCGGUGCGGGCAAUGAGUCGCCAUAUGUGCAGAGCCCACGACUGAAUCGCAGCAACAGCAUUAGCUACUUGAAAGAACGGACAUAUCCAAGAUCCACCAAAUCGGAAAAAAUGUACCCUUCGAUGUUGAGUCGCGGCCCCGAUGUCGAAAUCGAACCCUACUACUGCCUGCCUGUGGGCACAAUAACCGCACAAAAUGGCUCGUUGGCAGCUCAAAUGGCCGCUGCAGCAGCGGCAGCAAUGUCACAGGUCACUGGACAGCCAACGGCGGGUGCUGGCGGCGCCCCCGUGGCCUGGAGUCAACCGACUUCACCCACACCCAUUAGUCGCGGCUUCGGUGGCACACUCUCACCCACACAUCCAGCCGGCAUGCCUGGUCUGGUCGGCCUGGUGGGAGCGCCGGGCAGCGCCAACGCCAAUGUGGCAGGUCACCGUCUCACAUAUCCUAAGAAGAAUGAUGAGGUGCAUGGCAGCGCCGCAUCGUUGCUCUCCGGUGGCAGUUCGUUGUACGGUUCAGCUGAGGAGCGUCAAGCGAACGAGAUACGUCGCUUAAAGCGUGAAUUAUUGGAUGCGCGCGAACAGGUACUGAGCUUGAGCAGUCAACUGUCAACAAAUGCUCAUGUGGUCGCCGCGUUUGAGCAGUCGCUCUCCAACAUGACGUCACGCCUGCAACAUCUAACCGCAACGGCCGAGCGCAAGGAUGGCGAGCUAACCGACAUGCGGCAAACAAUCGAGCUGCUGCGCAAGCAGUCCAUACAAGCAGGUCUUACUUCGGCGCAUAUGCAAAGUAUGGGCGUGCAGACGCAGCAACAUGAACAACAGCAGCAACAGCUUGGCCGCACCGCCAUCACCCAGCAGCCGAUGUCAAAUCAAAAUGGCAUUACUAAUGGCACAGCCUCAUCGACGCCAUCAUCUACUACAACCGGUGUUAUGCAACGCCAUCACAGCUCCGAUUCGAUGUGCUCUUUGAACUCCAUUAGUUCCGGCUGUUCGGCGCAGGAUAAGAAGCAGAAGAAGAAGGGUUGGUUACGUAGCUCCUUCACCAAAGCAUUCUCACGCAAUGCCAAAAUAUCAAAGACUAGUCGGCACGCCGGCCAUCAUCAUGUCGGCGCAGCCGGCAGCACUGCCAAUAAUGUCGGCGGUCAAGUAAUGCAUGGCUUACAUGGCGACAACAGCACAGUUUAUAACAAAGUUAAUGGUCAUAGUCACGCCGAGGCGGUUGUUGGUUUGGCUGCGUUGGCUACACAGCCUGCGCCGCCACUGCCCGCAGCCAAUGCCUCACCGACGAAAGGCAGUCCGGCAAAGACAGUAACAUUGAUAGAUAAUGCGAAACCGAUCGACGCAAUAGACCACGAGGAUCAUCAGGUAGUGGAAGACCUGAAGAAGCAAUUACGUGAGAAGGACUUAGUAUUGACCGAUAUUCGUUUAGAGGCGCUCAGUUCAGCAUCACAAUUGGAGAGUCUCAAGGAGACGGUAAAUAAAAUGCGCGCCGAGAUGAUGUCGCUGAAACAAAAUAAUGAACGCCUACAAAAGCUGGUAACUAGCCGUUCUUUGGCGGGCUCAGAGGCUUCGUUGGGUAAUGCUAUUAGUCCAAGCGGUUCCAUAGGAGAGUCACGACGUUACUCCUUAGCCGAUGGCAAUGCGCGGCCACCAAUGGAGUUGCCAAAGCGUUUGGAAGAGGAAGUCGAAGAGGAGAACAUACCGCCGGCACCAGCACCUGAACCACCACCGCCGCCACUAAGUCCCUCCACACAUAUCGAUCUUACGCCACCGCCACCCGCACUCGACACUAUGCCCAGCCCAGCGCAUAUUGCAUCCGCUGCAGUUGAAGAGCUGCCCGAUGUGACUGAUGGCAAAAAGAUCGCAAUCGCUUGUUAUCUGGGACAGCCAGAGUCAUUUGUUAAAUACUGCGAAGAGAUGCUUGAGGCAGAUGAGUUCUAUGCAAACGGCGUCGAUGCGGAUGCCAUCAAUGAGCGUAAGUCCUUUCCGACAGCCAGUUUAAACGAAUUUGUCGUCGCCUAUACAUACAUCUCGGGCAAGACCACCUGGCAGAAUUUAGACUAUAUUGUGCGCAAAACUUUCAAGGAUUACGUGUCGCGCAUCGAUCCCGGCACCAAUUUGGGUUUGAACACAGACUCAAUCACAUCCUAUCACUUGGGUGAGGCAAAGCGUGGUCCGGAAAUGGGCUUUCCCGAAUUAUUGCCUUGCGGUUACAUCAUCGGCAAUGUACGCACGUUGUAUAUCUGUCUGCAAGGUGUUGGUAGUCUCGCCUUCGACAGCUUGAUACCACGCAGCAUCGUGCAUCGCUACAUUAGUUUGCUGACCGAACAUCGUCGUUUGAUUCUGUGCGGCCCUAGUGGCACAGGUAAAUCCUAUUUGGCGCGCAGGUUAGCGGAGUUUCUGGUAGCGCGCACCGGACGUGGCAAUCCUUCCGAAGCGAUUGCGACAUUCAACGUCGAUCAUAAGUCUUCUAAGGAGCUGCGACAAUAUUUAGGCCAUAUAGCCGAGCAGGCAGCCAUUGCGAAUGGCGCUUCCGAACUACCAUCUGUGAUCAUAUUGGAUAAUCUACAUCACGCUUCAGCUUUGGGUGAUGUCUUUUCGUGCUUGCUAAGCGCGGGUCCCGCCGGCAAGUUGCCCUGUAUAAUUGGCACCAUGUCGCAGGCCACUUGCAAUACAACUAAUCUGCAAUUACAUCACAAUUUCCGUUGGGUACUCACUGCCAACCACAUGGAACCAGUAAAAGGCUUCCUCGGCCGCUUUCUGCGUCGCCGUCUUUUCCAACUUGAACUACAGACUGGCCAUCCACAACCCGAACUGGCCACUGUACUGGCAUGGUUGCCUAGCGUUUGGCAGCAUAUAAACCGCUUCUUGGAAGCACAUAGUUCCAGUGAUGUAACCAUCGGUCCGCGACUCUUCCUCGCCUGCCCAUUGGACUUGAAGGACUCACAGGUGUGGUUUACCGACAUCUGGAACUAUCACUUAUCACCAUAUCUGGUGGAGGCGGUGCGCGAGGGCGUACAAUUGUAUGGGCGACGUGGUGGCGCCUGGAAUGAUCCAUCGAUUUUCAUACGCAACUCAUAUCCAUGGCCAUAUGGACCCGAUUCAGUACCACCGCUGCGUCAAAUCAAUGCGGAGGAUGUCGGACUGGAAGGUGUGGCGGCUAGCAAUGGCGAUAACCCGGAUCCACUGUUGAACAUGCUUAUGCGUCUACAAGAGGCUGCGAAUUACUCCGAAAACCAAGAACAGGAGUCUGAUUGUGCGAGCUUAGACUCGAACGUUACACCCGACAGCUCGGCGGGCGCUGAGUAAACGCCAGUUUAGUGUCACGGAAUUGCAGUUACCGACGGCAACGGACUUUGAGUCCUUAGUAAACUAAUCAAACACUAAAUACCUACUUACCUAACUAUAUACAAACAUUAUACAUACAUAUUCGCUAAAAAUCAAACAUUCAUAUGCAUGGCUUUGUAUAUUUGUAAGUAUAUUUAUGUGCGUAUUGGAUAUUUUGUAAAUUAUGAAGUCAAACGCGACUUUUGUUUAGGGAAUGCAACACUGAUUUUAACUGCAAUUUAGGUAUACAUAACUACAUAUAUGAUUUAUAUGUUAUAUUAUAUAUGUAUGCGUGUGUAAUUUAUAAACUAGUGUAAAAAUCAAAUCAUUGCCAAGCGCUGAGCUCAGUUUUAGGGCACUGAAAUGUGAACAAGAAUUUUAUUUUUUUUUAUUUUGUUUUUAAUUUUUUUUUAUUCUUUUUCUUAUUUUUUUUAUUUUUUUUUAUUUUUUUUUAUUUUCAAACCACUCAUUAUUGAAUUUAAAAAUUUUUUAAAUUAUUUUUUCAAUUUAAAAAAUUUUCUAAUACUCGAAAAGUGUCUCUCAUCAGCUAAAAAAUACUCAACUUAAUAUUAAUUAUUUUCAAAUAAUAAAAAUAUGCUUUAAUCGCGUACAACAAACGGUAAAUAGAAAAAACACAUUUCAAUAAAGAAUAAAAAUAUACAAUAUGUGUAUACAUAUACAUACAUACAUAUGGACAUCUCACUUAGAGUCAAAAACUCUUAACUGUUAUUAUGAAUUAUUAAGUAAAAUGUUAAUUUGAUUUUUGCCUUUUUUUUUGACUGUACAAAUAAAAUUUCUUGCACUACUUUCGGCACUCAAUCGCACGAUUCAAAGAAAGCAGUUAUAUUUAAGAAAAUUUUAUUUGUCACGAAUCACAGGCAGCACAUUGUACAAUGUUUCCAAAACGUUUAAAAAAAUCCUUUGAAAAUUGUACUAAAAAAUUGCACUUUUAAACGCACUUGUUAAAAAUGCAAAUUAUAGACCACUAUUAAGCUGCCUAAGUUUUGUUUGAGUAAAGUUUUUUUUUAGUUUUUGUUAUUUUCCAAACACUACUGUUCAUAGUUAUUAUUAUUUUGGUUAUUGUUGACAUGCACAAAGUUUAAAGUUUUUUUAAGAGUCUGAGAAGAUUCAAACUAAAUUGAGUUAAUUUUUUUUUUUGAAAAAGUAAACAAUUUAUUUCAAUUUUUUUUAUUUUAGUUUUUAUCCUCAGUUUUUAAAUUAUUCCUAAUUUUUUAAAUUAUUUAUAAUUUUAAUUUAUUUUAUAAUUAAAUUUUUUUUGUUUUUUUUUUUUGGUUAAUUAAAAUUUAUAUCAAGUUUUAUCUGAUUUUAAUUAUUUAAAUUAUUCUCAAUUUUAUUUAAUUUUUUAUAAUCAGUUAUAUUUUAUAUUUACUCUUGUUCACAUUUUAUCGUCAAAACCAUAAUAUGCAUUUUUCAUUAAUGUAAUGCUUUUAAGAGCUAACCAUAAUAAAAAGUCAUUCCACAAAAUUCAAUUGCAUACAAACAUAUUAGCCUCUACAGUAGCGUGAAAAAUAAAAUACUGAGCACAUAGAAAACGAGAUACAAUCCAAAAACAUACAAAUUAGCAAAAACCAAAUCAAAAUUGCAAUACCUACGCAAAUCAGUGAUUAUCAACAAAUCCUGCGCAUACAUACACAUAUUUAUAUACUUAUAAUAGAUAAUCCAAAAUAAGACAGUUCAAUGCAAAGAUGAAAACUAGCUAAAAUAUAAAUUUUAAAUGUCUAUUGAUAAUAUUUACAAAAGAAAAAAUAUGAAAAAACAUGUCUAUGCAAACAUAAAUUUACCGCUACAAAGAAGUCAUGCAAACUACAACACAUACCAAACUAACUGUAAUUAAAUAUUUAGUAUGUACUAACAAAUUAUAUGUAAAUAGUUAAACUAAGCGCUAAGUUCCACAAAAAGCAAAAACAAAAAAAAAACAAAAAAUAAAAGCAAAUUGAAAAUAAAUAAGAAAAUAACUGUAUACAAAAACCUGGCACUCGAACACUGAACAAUUUCACGAAGCUAGUUUUGGCACGUGGAAAAUUGCUGGGGCGAGUAAGCGGCCAUAAGAAAUAACGGUAAUGAAUUUGCUGUCAAAAAAGCAAAAACAAAGCGAAGGAAAUCCAAAUUAAUGUAAAAGUAAUAACAAAUAAAAUGUAAGUGUAACGAAAAUAGUUGAAAGCUAUGAAAAAAAAUUACAAAAAAGCAUGUGCUAAUAUUAUUGUAUGUAUGUAUAAUUAAAAUUUAUUGAAUUUGUCACUUUUUAUACCCUACAAACCAAAAUUAUACCUAACUAUACAUGCUACACAUAAAUACGUACAUAAAAAAUAAUAAAAGGAACUAUCAUAUAUACAAAUUAUUUUGCGAUGCAUAAUAUUGCGGUGGGGUGUAGUGUCAAGAAGAAGAAGAAGAAGAAGAAGCAUGAAUUAACUAACUUUUGCUACUAAUUAACUAAAUAUGAAGAUAAAUAAACGCGAUAAAAAGUUAGUCCCUUUGACUAUUGCUGGCCUGCGAGCAAAUAUAAUAACGGUAGAUAUUUUUAAUUAAAACAAAUUAUAAAUUUACAAUAAUUAUUAUUGCAAAUAAACAUAAAAUAAUUAUGCGUAUUGUAUUUAUUUGAAGUUAAAAUAAAUAAAUACCUUAGCUAUGUUAAAAAAAAUGAAAAAUAUGUUUUUAUUUAAUUUCAAAAAUAAAAAACAAAAACUCCUUAAUUGCUUAAAAAUAUACGUAAAUUAUUGACUAUAUAAAUUGUUUACAAAAUUUAUAAUAACAAAUAGAAAUAAAAAAAUAAUAUAAUAAAAAUAUGUAAUUACAAAAAAACAAAUAACUGAACAGCUGAGUUUCAGAUUUCACUUGACAUUUAUGACAGCAAAUACGAAUGAUUUCUAAAGAAAAUACGAAACUAAGCUGCAUUUCCUAAUUUGUGCAUUUAAGUAGAUUUCAUGCCGUUUGUUGGAAGAUUUUUGUUCACUAUGACGCCAAAAAAACACGAGAUUAUUAAUUGGCUGGCUAAGCAAAGCAGUACAUACAUAUGUAUAUUAAUACAUAAGUAACACAACAUAUAGUAUAGCGCUGGAAUCAAUAAAAGAAUGCGGAAUCAAAACUCGAGCAAAGCAAACAAUAAUAAAGAGAGUAUUAAAUAUAAUAGCAA